Cylindrotheca closterium is the source of this 366-nucleotide messenger RNA. The record is from the annotation of a GenBank genome assembly. NCBI's taxonomy places the organism in Eukaryota, Bacillariophyta, Bacillariophyceae, Bacillariales, Bacillariaceae.
AUGAAGCUCCUCCUUCCUCUUUCCAUCUUUACUACUGCCCUUGUUUCGGGUGCUGACGACUGCUACGUUUGUGGCAGUGCUGAUGUUGCUAUGGGUACUCCGGAUGCCUUUGUGAUUAACGACAUCUACAACUAUUCCUGCACCCACCUCGAAGGUGAAUUGGCCAACAGCAGCCUUUCCUGCACCGGAAUAACAAACUACUAUAGGAACCUUCUUGAUACUGAUCUGGAUGUUGCCUGUGGCUGCCCAAUAGCAGACAAUGGAAGUUCUGGCGGUGACAACAGUUCUGCUUCCACAAUGGGACUUUUUGGUGUGGCUGCUUCAAUCAUCAUUGGAAGUGUAUCGUCCUUGUUGAUUGGGGUGUAG